AUGGAAAGGUCUCAAGUAGAUGCACAAACUGUUCAUGUUGAUGCUCCACAAACUGUUGAUGUUGAUCUUGAUGUUGAUGAAGGAGAUGAUGAAGAAGUUCCAAAUAAUAAGGGUGGUGGUCAUAGAGUAUCUUGUGUAUGGCAACAUUUUGAUCGAGAUGCCGUAAAGAAGGGUGCUAAGAAAGUGAAAUGCCCAUAUUGUUCAACAAUGAUGUGUGCAAAUUUAAAGAAAAAUGGUACGAGUGCAAUGGGAAAUCAUUUAAGACUCUAUUGUUCAACAUCUCCUGUUUACGACCCUAAAGGCAAAGUUGGUGAUACGAAAAAACAAUCUGUGUUGAGUUUCAAAAAAGUGGGAGACUCGAGGGCUACUUCUUUGGAAGUUCAUUCAUUCAGCCAAGAGAAAUGUAGGAAUUCCUUAGCCCGCAUGCUUCUUGCGAUUGAUAGUGGUUUUAAAACUUUUUGCGGAAGUGAGGUUGAUGAUGGUGAGGUGACUACGAGAAAAAGAAGAAGAAAUGAGAAAGUUUUAGGGACUCCCGAUGCCGACGAUUGGGAGGUAUUUUAUCGAGUAUUUGAGGAUCUUUUACAAUGUCACAAAAAAGAUAUCUGGGUCCAAAAUUCUACCAAAACAAAAACAAUUCUAGAGCAUGUCAACAAAACACUAGAAGACUUGUUUCAACACUUCAAGAGCAAGACGGAGAGAGAAAGAUGUGAAAAGACAAGGAGUGCAUCGUCUUCUACACCUAGUUAUUUUGAUUUUGGGCAUGGAGUUGAUAUGGAAGACGAUUUUGAAAGUUUUACAAAUGAUUUAUGUCCGAGCAAUAUGAGGGUGUUAGUAGAGAUCUUGAUGGGAAAGCUCUUCUACAUUCAAGUUGGCAAUAACGCCACCGUGCUAGACCUAAAGAAAGAGAUCGGAGCUCAAGAAAAACUUCCCGUUGAUCGGCUCAUUCUGCUUAUGUAUGAAAAGUUAAUGAAUGAAAAUGAAUCUUCGCUUGUUGAUUAUGGUGUUGAAGAUGGUUCUCAUUUGUAUCUUUUUUUCGAUACCCUAAAGGAUGGUUUGACUCAUCAGUCCCCAUUAACCACUUCUGAGUCGGUGAAUUAG
Molecule: messenger RNA, 1098 nt
Organism: Lactuca saligna
Lineage: Eukaryota; Viridiplantae; Streptophyta; Magnoliopsida; Asterales; Asteraceae
Source: the annotation of a GenBank genome assembly